AGAGUGUCACAGAGUGACCGUGGAGGAUGGUGUUUCAAUAUUCCAGAUACUUCUAGGGUUGGAGGGUGUUUGCUAGUGGCGAGACUCAGGCUCCGGCAGCCAGCUGGGCAGCGGCAAAGUAAAAUGGACAGCGAGAGGCAGACGUUUCAGCCACCUCUCUGUCGCCCAGAGAUCCCGGAGCUGUUCUCUGGCCAACUCGUUUCCCUGCUAGAGUCCCUGAACGCGCUGGACCAGGGGAGCCCAGGGAGCGCCUAGAAGCUGCUCCUCGGAGAUGCCUUCGCCAGAGCAGUAAGAACUUCCUGCUUGAGUCCCUGCAUCCCCUCUCCCUGAAACUCCCGGGAGAAAGGGGCGGCAGACAGCAGGGGGAGGGGCGAGGGGGAUCCUCGUGCAGCGAUUUCUCCCCUCCCCCUCCCCCCUCCGGGCGCGCAGGCAUGGAUGUGCUCAGCCCUGGCCAGGGCAACAACACCACAUCCUCCGAAGGUCCCUUCGGGACAAACAACGUUACUGGCAUCUCCGACGUGACCUUCAGCUACCAAGUGGUCACUUCUCUGCUACUGGGCACGCUUAUCUUCUGUGCGGUGCUGGGCAAUGCGUGCGUGGUGGCCGCCAUCGCCCUGGAGCGCUCCCUGCAAAACGUGGCUAACUAUCUCAUUGGCUCGCUGGCUGUCACCGACCUCAUGGUGUCGGUGCUGGUGCUGCCCAUGGCCGCGUUGUACCAGGUGCUCAACAAGUGGACGCUAGGACAGAUCACCUGUGACCUGUUCAUUGCCCUCGACGUGUUGUGCUGCACCUCGUCGAUCCUGCACCUGUGUGCCAUCGCGCUGGACAGGUACUGGGCCAUCACGGACCCCAUCGACUACGUGAACAAGAGGACGCCCCGGCGCGCCGCUGCGCUCAUUUCACUCACUUGGCUCAUUGGCUUCCUCAUCUCCAUCCCUCCCAUGCUGGGCUGGCGCACCCCUGAAGACCGCUCGGACCCCGACGCGUGCACCAUCAGUAAGGACCACGGCUACACUAUCUACUCCACCUUCGGCGCUUUCUACAUCCCGCUGCUGCUCAUGCUAGUUCUCUACGGGCGCAUCUUCCGAGCUGCGCGCUUCCGCAUCCGCAAGACAGUCAAGAAGGUGGAGAGGAGCACCGACACCUGCCUUGUGACGUCGCCAGCCCCGCAGCCCAAAAAGAGCGUAAAUGGAGAGCCGGGGAGCAGAGAAUGGAGGCAGGGCGUGGGGAACAAGGCUGGGGGGACUCAGUGCGCCAAUGGAGCGGUGAGACGGGGCGACGACGGCGCCGCCCUGGAGGUGAUCGAAGUGCACAGGGUGGGCAACUCCAAAGAGCACCUCCCGCUGCCCAGCGAGGCUGGUACUGUCCCCUGCGCCCCCACUUCCUUCGAGAAGAAAAAUGAGCGCAAUGCUGAGGCCAAGCGCAAAAUGGCCCUGGCCCGCGAGAGGAAGACGGUGAAGACGCUGGGCAUCAUUAUGGGCACCUUCAUCCUCUGCUGGCUGCCCUUCUUCAUCGUGGCCCUGGUCCUGCCCUUCUGCGAGAGCAGAUGCCACAUGCCCACCCUGCUGGGAGCCAUAAUCAACUGGCUGGGCUACUCCAACUCUCUCCUCAACCCUGUCAUUUAUGCCUACUUCAACAAGGACUUCCAAAACGCCUUUAAGAAGAUUCUCAAGUGCAAAUUCGGCCGCCAAUGAUGACGGAGGAGUAGCCGGCGAGUAGAGCCGCCCCAUCCACUCUGCCUCCCCCAGCCUGCAGAAUCAACAGCUAUUAUAAUCACUUGCCACUUUUUCUCUGACUUUGCAGCUCCGCCCACGGCUGCCAGACCUCUUUCCCUCUCCCCGCUGCCCAAUUUGCUACCCAGAGGGAGCGCACUCAGUGCAAAGGGGCUCCAGCGGCGUGGCUGGAGGGCCCGCGAAACUUCCUGGGUCUGUGAACAGCAACCUGGGCUCUGACUUUGGCCUCAAAAUUAGUUUUUUCCAGCAAUUGCCUCCUCCUUCUACUCCACAUAUUUUCGCGGCGGAACUUUAAGACUCAGCUGUUCAGGGCAAAAAAAUCUACACAGAAAAAAAAAACUGUACACCUAGCCGCCACACCCACUAGUGGAUUCCACCUGCUUGCCCCACUGCUAGAACGUGGACUUCAGAUUCAGGGCUUUGCUCCGUUCCUACCCCUGCCCCAUUCACGGUCCUCCUGGCCUGGAAACGUUCACUUUUUUUUUUAGAUCGCAUCCCUUCUUUCCAUUCUGUUUCCCUUUAUGCCCUUGCCGGACCCUAUGUACUAUUUACUAGCCGGGAAAAGGCGGGAGGGUCUGCUUUUACCUGUGGCUAUGGUGUCCCCUGGAACCCCCGCCUCCCCCUGUAGACUCGCAGAAUAACUCUCCCACACACAGCUCAUUGCUUUGUUUUCUUGGAUUCAAAACAAGUGGCCAGAAGCUGUCUCUUAGAGUGGACUUGCAAGUACAAGGCUGGACCAGUGGGCAAGAGUGAGGAAGAAGUGCGGGACGAUUUCAUCCGCGCUUGUCGUGGUGUCAGCACUCACCAAAGAAAGUGACAACAGAAAGGGAGAUCGGACUUCUGUUUGUUUGGGUGCUCUCGAUAAAAGGAGACCCGUAUGUCUAUACAGACUGGGAACACGGAAACAACAAAGAAG
Molecule: messenger RNA, 2649 nt
Organism: Hipposideros armiger (great roundleaf bat)
Lineage: Eukaryota; Metazoa; Chordata; Mammalia; Chiroptera; Hipposideridae
Gene: HTR1A
Product: 5-hydroxytryptamine receptor 1A
Exons: 2
Coding region: 432-1694 (420 amino acids)
Biological process (GO): regulation of vasoconstriction; positive regulation of MAPK cascade; regulation of behavior
Cellular component (GO): plasma membrane
Molecular function (GO): G protein-coupled serotonin receptor activity
Source: RefSeq, a predicted model, not a curated record